AUGGUACACUUCAGGAAGAAAUCAUCUCACAGUAAUGGGGAUAAUGAGAAGUUGGACGUUAAGUUAUCUAAGGAAGAUGCUGAUAGGUUGAAGGUGAGGACGGCAUCAGUUGCUGAUCCUAUUUUGGAAGCUGUUCAAGAGGCUCAGCCUUUUGAGCAGAUGGCUGGUACUUUUGAAGAAAAUGCCAAUAGACAUUCUUAUUAUACUAAUGAGAAUGAAGUGCUUCAAGAUAUAUUUGGACAACCUAUUAAUCAACCAGAUAUCUCUAAUCCAACCAGGGCUAGAGAUGAAAGACCUUUAGAUACAAUCAGAUCUUUUGAAUAUGCUAUAUCGGGUGAUCCAAGUUGGGCUCAGCAACUUGAAACUCAACAAUAUGGUUUUAGAGUAAGACCAGAUUUCCCAAAUUUUGGUGGUGUUAACCCAUAUGAUGGUGGUAACUCCCAAAUGUAUGGUGAACAAGCUGUUUAUCAACCAAAGACUUCUACUGCUGAUGUUGGUGAAAAGAAGAAGAAGAAGAAGUUUGGUCUUUUUGGUAAGAAGAAGAAAUAG
Vanderwaltozyma polyspora DSM 70294 is the source of this 549-nucleotide messenger RNA. RefSeq names its product DUF2406 domain-containing protein. Lineage: Eukaryota; Fungi; Ascomycota; Saccharomycetes; Saccharomycetales; Saccharomycetaceae. The transcript has a single exon. The record is from RefSeq and is a predicted model, not a curated record. The coding region runs from base 1 to 549 and encodes 182 amino acids.